AUGGCAGACACAACCAAGUUGGGGAAAAUCUUCAUUGGCGGACUCUCGUACGAGACGACGGAUGAGAAGCUCCGUUCGUACUUUGGAGCGUACGGGACAGUGACGGAUGCAGUGGUGAUGAAGGACCCGAUUUCGAGACGAUCACGAGGUUUUGGCUUUAUUACGUACGCAGACCCCGUCUGUGUAGAUAGAGCGUUGGCUCAGCCUAAUCACGUUUUAGAUAGCCGUCGAGUUGAAGCGAAGCGUGCCGUUCCUCGAGCAGAAAGCACGCGAGAUGUUGGGAGCUCUUCGCUAUCGAGUCGAGGCAUUGGAACAAAUUUGAUAUCGAGUACGAGCGUGAGCAGUGCAGUCGGCGCGACGAAGAAAAUCUUUGUGGGCGGCCUCCAUUACGAAACGAAAGAUGCGGACUUUAAGAAGUAUUUUAUGCAGUACGGCAAGGUAGUGUCGGCCGAAGUGAUGUUCAACCGCGAGACGAACAAAUCGCGUGGAUUCGGCUUUGUUAUCUUCGAAAGCGAGGUUAGUGUGGAGCUAGUGUUGCAAGAGAAGAAUCACGUGCUAGAUGGCAAGUCCGUCGAGGUUAAGCGUGCUGUCCCGCGAACUGAUAUUCCUCCCCCGCGGUCAGUUUCUUCUCGUGGCGAUUCUUUCAGCGGUCCGUCUGGACCAGGCUCCGUGGGGAGUCUUGAUGACGUGUGCUCUACGACAACGCCACCAGUGUCGCUCUCUGGUAGUGUACCCUCCGUUAGCAGCUUCAGCGCUGCUAUGGGAUCAGACAAAAUGUGCCGCGCAACGCCGGCUUCGGCUAAUCUGAUGCCCAACGGGAUGCUUCGAGGUUACGCUGCCGCUGUUCGCUACGGUGGUCAAGGGGUGUCGAAGGCCUCGAGCUCCAAUGCCGUGCUCUCAUCGUCUUCAUUGACUAGCAACAGUGACACCAGCAGCACUCACAAAGGGAUGGGCUUCGAGACGUCCUCGGUCAGCGGUGUUGCAGAUGCUCUUUCCAGUCUCGUACUUGGUGACAGAGGUGCAUCAUGCGGUAGUAGAUUUUUGGGUGGAAACGGUAUUGCUGCUUCUCCGCCACUGUCGGCAAGCUCGUCGCGCGGAUCGUCGGAUCACCUGUUUGACUCGGGUGCUGUGUUAGCCACGAACGGGCACCGUUCACCACUGGACAGUGCUCUCCAUCUUCUAGAUAGCGACCCUGUGAUUGAGCAGUGGAAGCUAUCUCCUAGCUCAGGUCCUCAGCGUGCUUCAGAGGCUCCUUUGGCGUCAUGUUUUGAGUCGAGUUACCUCCCGCAUGGACUAGUGGACGACAGCGCUGAAUCGAUGUCGAAUCUCUCGUGGCAAGCAGCACCUUGGCAGCAGCAGCAGUCGUGGGGCUCUCCGCCGUUACCGCGAAGUCAACAACAACAGCUGCAACAUCAACAUCAGCCCCCGUUGCCACCUACUCCGACAUCAUUGUUCUCGAUGUUUUCGAAUAGGCGGAGCGGUGGCACUCCACUUCAUGGAUCGAGCGCAUGGCAGUCGGACUCAGACGGCGAAUUUAGGCAUGACACAAGUACUGCAGCUCCAGACAGCGAUGGCUUUGGCAGUCGGACGAUGGGCAUGGGUAUGUCUAUUGAUGGUGGAUUUGUUGACAAUGGCGUUAGUCCUGACACAUUUGGACUGCACUCAGAGCGGGGCAACAGCGCGUCUUACCGUAUGUCGGGUGGAUAUUUGCAGCAAGGUUAUCUUCCAAGUGACCGUUUACAUGGGCAGCAGCACCAAGGGUCAGCGACUGUCGAACACCCGCUCGAUUCGACACAGUUUGAACGGUCGAUGAACGGCGAGGUGCCAUCUCACGCAGACGAAUCGCGCAAAGAGCCGUCACCUAUGGAUUACAAUUUACCAUCUUCUGCAGCAGAGUUCCAUCGGGAGUUCAGAUAG
Molecule: messenger RNA, 1917 nt
Organism: Peronospora matthiolae
Lineage: Eukaryota; Oomycota; Peronosporomycetes; Peronosporales; Peronosporaceae
Source: the annotation of a GenBank genome assembly